GUGAAGGCAGUAGCGUUGAGGUGGUCGUGUGGUGAGGAUGGUGUCCGCGAAGGCAGUGUGUGUGGCGACCUUGGUGGUGUGGUGUGCGGCGUCCCUACAGGUGCAUGGAGGAAAAAUCAAAUUCCCGGGAGAAGUGGAGGUGAGGGAGGAGACGAGGGAAGUGGAGGAGGAAGCGGGGGAGAGAAGACAGGUGGAGGAGGGACUGGAGGGAGAUGCGGCAGGGAGGGGCCUUUGGGAGAGUGAUUUGUUUUUCCUCCAAAAAUUAUCAGGUCUUUUUGGAGGAGACGAGAAGGACGUGAGGAGGAAAGGCGGGGGAAUAGCAGGAGGAGGAGGAGGAGGAGGAGGAGGAGGACUAGGAGGAAGGCCCCCACGUCCCUACCGCCGCAAGAUCCCUCCUCCCUCCUCUCAACUCCGCCCAGAGCUUCUUCCUCCACAAAUUCAGACCAACAGGAGAAAUGGAGGAGGGAAAAGACCAGUAUUCCUCCCUCCUCGCCAUCCUGCUUCCUCCUCCCCCCUCCUCCUCCUCCACCACCUCCCCCGCCCUCCUCCCUCCUACCCCCCCACAGGAAGGCGGCCUCAGACCCCCUCCCCCCUCACCACGGCUUCCCGGCGUUGGCCAGUCUUCCCCCUCCAAGCCAAUCAGGAUUUCCAGGAGGGCUCCCCACCAGAACCCCACCUGAAGCCAUCUAAGCCCCUGCAGCCCCUACCCCCCCGCCAAAUCGCCGCGCAGCCCCCAGGACGCCCCCAGCAGCACCCGAAGACUAGUAGGCCAAAGAAACCUAGUCUGUGGGGGAGCCCUGCAUCCUUCACCACGUCACAGCUACAGCAAGAUCCACAGAAGAGACACCCACAGCAAGGGCAGCCGCCGCACCACAACAGGCCACGCCCACAGCCACAGCGGGUCUUCAUACCCCCUCAGAAAAUCAUCCAUAAGAAAGAGAUCACGUCAGGAAAUAUUGGAGGACCGCCCCACGUCAAUAUCCCCUUCAACCCAAGCCCGCAGGAGGGGAAGAGUGACUCUGACGCCUUCCAGCCCGUGUUCGUGGCCUCCCCCUUCUUGGACGAUCUAGGAGAGGACGUGAUGAAGCCCAUGGUGGCUGAAGGAGGGGCGUGAUUUCACCACAACGCCGCCCCACCACGCCCCGCCAGCCGGUUCUCGAGGACUUUUUCUGAGUGUGUGUGUGUGUGUUUGUGUGUGUGUGUGUGUGUGUGUUGUUAUUAUUGUUAAGCACGUCGUUAGCUAUAAUAAAGUGAAUUUCCGUAUUUUGUAACAGUGAGAGAGAGAGAGAGAGAGAGAGAGAGAGAGAGAGAGAGAGAGAGAGAGAGAGAGAGAGAGAGAGAGAGAGAUAC
Molecule: messenger RNA, 1350 nt
Organism: Scylla paramamosain (green mud crab)
Lineage: Eukaryota; Metazoa; Arthropoda; Malacostraca; Decapoda; Portunidae
Product: basic salivary proline-rich protein 4-like
Exons: 3
Coding region: 38-1114 (358 amino acids)
Source: RefSeq, a predicted model, not a curated record